Molecule: messenger RNA, 829 nt
Organism: Mercenaria mercenaria
Lineage: Eukaryota; Metazoa; Mollusca; Bivalvia; Venerida; Veneridae
Product: alpha-protein kinase vwkA-like
Exons: 1
Coding region: 203-814 (203 amino acids)
Biological process (GO): peptidyl-threonine phosphorylation
Cellular component (GO): cytoplasm
Molecular function (GO): protein serine/threonine kinase activity
Source: RefSeq, a predicted model, not a curated record
UGAAUAGCGCUGUCACGCUUACUAAACUAACUGGGUAUGGUAGUCGGGUAUGAAUGAGGAAGUAAAUUGCCUAAGUACUUCAAAGAACAUAGUAAAUUUUCAGAACAAAUAUACAUUGUAUCGAGUUUCAGCAGUUAUAAGGAAAAACGUUCCACAUAUGCUUUAGUUACGAAGUGAUCAGUGUAAUAAUUCUACACCGGAAAUGGCGUCGUUUUACCCAACAAAGAUUGCGAAGAAAGGAGAAGCGAAGCUGGAUUUAGCCUUUGGGUUGGACUGUACAUCCAGUAUGGACCCUUACAUUUCAGAAGCCAGGGAUAAUAUAGUUCAGAUAGUGAAUGAAAUCGUUCAAAGUGAAAAUUGUGACGUCAGAUUAGCUCUUGUUGAAUACCGUGACCACCCGCCGGCAGACGAAUCUUUCAUUACCCAGGUACACGAUUUCACUGAAUCCGUUGGAACUAUGAAAAAGUGGUUGCGGGAAAGUUAUGCUGCUGGUGGUGGUGAUAUCCCGGAAGCAGUUGCCGAUGCAUUGAAUGACGUUUUAAAUCUCUCCUGGCGUAAAGAAGCGACUAAAAUCUGCGUGUUUAUCACCGAUGCUCCCCCUCACGGUCUUGGAGGGUACCGUGACAAGUUUCCCGAGGGUUGUCCACUUGGACUAGAUCCCAUGGAAAUUUCAAAACAAUUGCGGCUAAAGGGAUUGCAAUUUAUAUGGCUGGAUGUGAACCGAGCAUAUGGCUUACAAGGACUUUUACCUAGCAGUAGCACAUAUAACUGGGGGUCAGUAUGUCCCGCUAGAGGAGGCACGGGGUCUUGUUAAAAUCAUCAUAUAUGG